This is a messenger RNA of Labrus mixtus (cuckoo wrasse), 882 nucleotides long. RefSeq lists its product as uncharacterized. The record is from RefSeq and is a predicted model, not a curated record. NCBI's taxonomy places the organism in Eukaryota, Metazoa, Chordata, Actinopteri, Labriformes, Labridae. Bases 235 to 870 code for a protein of 211 amino acids. The transcript is spliced from 6 exons.
GUAACCUGAUUCCCAAGGCAACUGUUGCCACUGCAAAACUGAGUGAAUGCACAGGCAUGUCACGGUUUAAUCUCUAACUAGUUCAAGUACAGUCAUUUGCUAAAUUUAUCUUAUGACUUACUGCCAAUAGAUUUGCAACUUAAAAAACGAAUUCAAUAAUUAGGAUUUGAAACUUUGGAAAGUUUCCACAAAGACUUUCUCCGGUGAACAGAAGAAAGAAGCUUGAACUACAAAAUGAAACUACCAGCCAUCUCCAUAGCUUCCACACCUGUGUGUUUCCCUCACAACACACCUCCUGUCCAGCGGAGUCGCUGCACGGUGGUCCCGCCCAGGACAUUUCCCAUCAUCUCAGACUCUGCCCGGCUGUGGACCAGCACCCAAUGUAUUCCAAGACUGAACCCUUUACAUCCCCCGUUGGUCCUCAAACGCACCGUUAGUCUGGAGACGCCGGCUGUUCACCAUCACAACCAGCAGAGGACAGUCCUCUUGCAGAGGAGAGAGCAUUACAGAUACCAUCAGGUAUGGCGGAAACCUUUUUAUGGAUCCAGCAUUGAGAGAGAAGAGUACAGGAAGGAGCUCCGGGAGCACUUAAAGAGGCAGAUAGAGGAGAAAUAUGCAGCACUGAAGCUCCAGCUGGCCAGUAAAGGGAAGGAGGCAGAGUAUGUUAAAGAAGUGGACCGCCUCGCCCUGUCCAGUGAAAGAGAGCAAAUGAUCCAGCACAGAAAAGCAAUGACUGCAUACAGAGAUGAGAACAAGAGGCUAAUGGAGCAGAGCUGGAGGGACAGAGCACUUACACGCUCCCAGGAGGCCCUGAAGGAGCGAGAGCUGCUCUGUCUUAACCCCAUUAACUGGAGUGGAACUCUGAAAUAGGUUGAACUUCUA